Vicia villosa (hairy vetch) is the source of this 1232-nucleotide messenger RNA. Its product is annotated as cinnamoyl-CoA reductase CAD2-like. The coding region runs from base 60 to 1037 and encodes 325 amino acids. NCBI's taxonomy places the organism in Eukaryota, Viridiplantae, Streptophyta, Magnoliopsida, Fabales, Fabaceae. The transcript has 6 exons. The record is from RefSeq and is a predicted model, not a curated record. Gene Ontology annotation, molecular function: oxidoreductase activity, acting on the CH-OH group of donors, NAD or NADP as acceptor.
UAAAACAUCUAUUAUUGUCUAACAUCUAUUAUUGCCUACUGAUAAGCAAGAGUGGAAGGAUGAAUGAUAGUGAAGAAAAAAUGGUGGUGUGUGUCACUGGUGCUUCAGGUUACAUUGCUUCAUGGAUCGUAAAGUUUCUCCUUGAACGUGGUUAUACUGUUAGAGCCACCGUUCGUGAUCCAAGUAAUCCAAAAAAGGUUGAACACUUGCUUAAACUUGAUGGUGCAAAGGAAAGAUUGCAACUCUUUAAGGCAGAUCUAUUAGAAGAAGCUUCCUUUGAUUCUGCUAUUCAAGGUUGUCACGGUGUCUUUCACACUGCUUCGCCGGUUCAGUUUGUUGUCAAAGAUCCUCAGAAAGAAAUAAUUGAUCCAACAGUGAAGGGAACUAUGAAUGUUUUGAAGUCAUGUGCAAAAUCACCAUCUGUGAAACGGGUUGUUUUCACUUCUUCUAUUGCCACUGUUUUAUAUAACGGAAAGCCUCGAACCCCGGAAGUUGAAGUUGAUGAAACUUGGUUUUCAAAUCCAGAUUUCUUAUGGGGAAAAAAGAUGUGGUAUCAAUUUGCAAAGACUUUGGCAGAGGAAGCUGCAAACAAAUUUCUAACAGAAAACAAUAUUGACUGCAUUGUUAUGAAUCCAGCUAUGACGAUCGGGCCUCUCUUGCAACCGGAGCUUAACGAAAGUUCCACUUUAAUUCUUGACUUAAUAAAUGGUUCAGAAACAUUUAUGAAUGCUGCUUUUGCAUGGAUCAAUGUGAAGGACGUUGCAAACGCGCAUAUUCUGGCAUACGAGGAUCCUUCGGCUAGUGGAAGAUAUUGUUUGUCUGAAAGAGUGAUACAUUUCUCUGAACUUACGAAGAUUUUACGUGAUAUGUAUCCAACAUUGCGAAUUCCGAACAAGUGUGCAGAUGAUAAGCCUUUGAGGCAGACAUUUCAAGUUUCUAAAGAGAAGGCAAAGAAAUUGGGAGUUGAAUUUAUUCCCCUAGAAGUCAGUCUCAGAGAGUUAGUAGAAAGUUUAAAAGAGAGAAAGUUUGCUUGCUGAAUUCUAAUUAAUGAUAUUUCAUUUCGAAAUAAAUAUUGAUAAUCAUAAUCACGUUUUGUAUUCAGAAACUCUUCUGCAUAAGGAAGUUAUUUCUCAAUGUAAAAUAAGGUUUGGUACUGGAUCAAACCAAGCCAAAGUCUAUAUGAAUGUCAUUCAAUCUGAGUUGAUUUCUUGUUUAUCAAUUUUUCAAAUAUC